Messenger RNA from Oryzias melastigma (Indian medaka), 1973 nucleotides. RefSeq names its product interleukin 10 (gene il10). Gene Ontology annotation, biological process: immune response. Lineage: Eukaryota; Metazoa; Chordata; Actinopteri; Beloniformes; Adrianichthyidae. The transcript is spliced from 5 exons. The coding region runs from base 1060 to 1605 and encodes 181 amino acids. Gene Ontology annotation, molecular function: cytokine activity. Gene Ontology annotation, cellular component: extracellular region. The record is from RefSeq and is a predicted model, not a curated record.
UUUUUCUCCCUUUUAUUAUGAUACAAUUUAAUUAUUAGUAAUAAUAAAAUACAUUUUCUUGUUGAAAAUUUUUUUAAUAGGAAUGCUACAAUCUCUAGCAAUAACUGAACUAAAACAAGAAUAUUUUCAAACUAAUUAUUCUAAACUUAUUCAUUUUCAUAAGUACGUAAUAACCAGAAAUUACUGUCUCUUCAACAAUUCUCAAAUUACCAGAGUUACCCAACAGGGUAAAAAAAAAACUAAAAAAAAACACUAAUUAUGAUUUUCACGGGCAAAAAUGUGACACAUUCAAUCGGCCCAAAUUAGAAAAACACUGAUGGGAAAACACCCCUAUUAAUACCACUCGUGUGUACCAAACCGCAUCUUUGUGGGGUUUACCCUUUACAAAUUUAUGUUUUUACGUUGUAAUGCAUUUGUGCAAACCUCAAAGUUUUGUUCUGUGCAUCAGAAAGCAGGCAAACAGUUACGUAUGCAUGACAAGCAGAGAAUCCCCUGCGUCAUCCACCCUGUUUAACGUUCAUAGACUUCUGUUCUUCUUAAGACUUCAUACAGAUUGUAUUCUUUGAUCAUUAAAUACAUUUGUAAAAAUAAGUGUUUCAGUUUAAAAUGUUCCAAAAUUUGAAAUUAAAUUAAUAUUAGAUAAAUAUUAAUAAAAUCUUUGGAAAUCAAUGUAUAUUGGAAAUUCUGAUUAAAAAAAUCAUUUUUUUAGAAUUUAACUUCCAUCUUGGUUUGUGAAGCAAAAUUUUCCUACUAAAAUCCAUGUGAUGCUUGUCUGCUUCAUUAGAAAUGGAGUGUGUGUGUGUGGGGGGGGGGGUGACCAAUACAUGGGACUAAAAAAAAAUCCCCUAACAUGUAUAAGGCAUGUUUAACCAUUUCCCUUUCUGGAACGCUCCUCCUAUUUGCUUUUUGACAGAGUAUAAAUCAGGAGAAGAAAUGGGUCCAACAUUAUCUGUCAUUCUGACACUUCCAGCUGAAUUCUAGGAGGAUUCUUCUGUCAGAGGCUCGUCCGCGUCCACUGAUCCUCCAGCUCUUCUCCUCCUCAUCAUCAUCAUCUUCAGCAUGGCUCCGUGGUCUCACCUCCUGUGCGUUCUGGUUCUGCUCUCCGUCUUGGCCGAGACCUUGUCCACUCCCAUCUGCAACAACCAGUGCUGCCGCUUCGUGGAGGGCUUCCCUGCCAGGCUCAGGGAGCUGCGCGUCAGCUUCUUACACAUCAGAGACUUCUAUACAGCCAACGAUGAUUUGGACUCUGCGCUGCUGGACCAGACAGUCGAGGACUCCAUUAAGAGCGAUUUCGCUUGCCAAACCAUCGACAGCAUCCUGGGCUUUUACCUGAGCACCAUCCUGCCCAAAGCGGCGGCCAGUGCGACCGACGACACGGCCAACCUGAAGCCGCAUGUGGAGUCCAUACAGGAGAUCUUCGACCAGCUCAAGAGUGAUGUCACCCAAUGUAGACACUACUUCUCCUGCAAGAAACAUUUUGACAUAAGUAAUUUAACAUCUACUUAUAAUAAGAUGGCAAAUAAAGGUCUGUUCAAGGCCAUGGGAGAGCUGGAUUUGUUCUUCAACUACAUCGAGUCGUACCUGGCGUCCCAGCGGCGUGCGUGAUGACGUGCUGACUCUAACCUGGAUCCUGAGUGUCUGAUUGUUUGGUGUCUGUGUGUUCUAUUAUGCUGCUGAACUGCUAUCUUUGCUUCAAAGACUCGAGUUUACACCUUUGUCCCAAGGACAAAUUUCCAUGUAAAGACCACAUUGUGUCGAACAAAUCUAAAUCUUUAUGAUGAAGAUUCUCCGUUGAGUUCUUAAGUUAUUCAGAAGUGAAGAAGCCACUGGGAUGAACAGAAAAAGUCUUUCAGUUUGAAGUCCAGUUGCACUGAAAAACAAAAAUCUGUUUUAUAUAUUUAUAUUUUUUGAAUUGUGUAACUUAAAGAAUUUUUAUAUUUAUUAUGAUGUAUUUUCUGCUUUUAAAAAUAAAG